CGCUCUGCCUGGAGCUAGCCUGGGGGCGAGCCAGGGUCCUCCAACCCCCGGGAUGACCGCAGCCAGCCGGGCCAACCCCUACAGCAUUGUGUCAUCGGAGGAGGACGGGCUGCACCUGGUCACCAUGUCAGGCGCCAACGGCUUCGGCAACGGCAAGGUGCACACGCGGCGCAGGUGCCGCAACCGCUUCGUCAAGAAGAACGGCCAGUGCAACAUUGAGUUCGCCAACAUGGACGAGAAGUCACAGCGCUACCUGGCUGACAUGUUCACCACCUGUGUGGACAUCCGCUGGCGCUACAUGCUGCUCAUCUUCUCGCUGGCCUUCCUCGCCUCCUGGCUGCUGUUCGGCGUCAUCUUCUGGGUCAUCGCUGUGGUACACGGUGACCUGGAGCCGGCCGAGGGCCGCGGCCGCACGCCCUGUGUGAUGCAGGUGCAUGGCUUCAUGGCGGCCUUCCUCUUCUCCAUCGAGACGCAGACCACCAUUGGCUACGGGCUACGCUGUGUGACGGAGGAGUGCCCGGUGGCCGUCUUCAUGGUGGUGGCCCAGUCCAUUGUGGGUUGUAUCAUCGACUCCUUCAUGAUCGGUGCCAUCAUGGCCAAGAUGGCGAGGCCCAAGAAGCGGGCACAGACGCUGCUCUUCAGCCACAAUGCCGUGGUGGCCCUGCGUGACGGCAAGCUCUGCCUCAUGUGGCGCGUGGGCAACCUGCGCAAGAGCCACAUCGUGGAGGCCCAUGUGCGCGCGCAGCUUAUCAAGCCGCGGGUCACCGAGGAGGGCGAGUACAUCCCGCUGGACCAGAUCGACAUCGAUGUGGGCUUCGACAAGGGCCUGGACCGCAUCUUUCUUGUGUCACCCAUCACCAUCCUGCACGAGAUUGACGAGGCCAGCCCGCUGUUCGGCAUCAGCCGGCAGGACCUGGAGACAGACGACUUUGAGAUAGUGGUCAUCCUGGAAGGCAUGGUGGAGGCCACAGCCAUGACCACCCAGGCCCGCAGCUCCUACCUGGCCAAUGAGAUCCUGUGGGGCCACCGCUUCGAGCCCGUGCUCUUUGAGGAGAAGAACCAGUACAAGAUCGACUACUCGCACUUCCACAAGACCUAUGAGGUGCCCUCUACGCCUCGCUGCAGCGCGAAGGAUCUGGUGGAGAAUAAGUUCCUGCUGCCCAGUGCCAACUCCUUCUGCUAUGAGAACGAACUGGCCUUCCUGAGCCGUGACGAGGAGGAUGAGGCAGACGGAGACCAGGACGGCCGAAGCCGGGACGGCCUCAGCCCCCAGGCCAGGCAUGACUUUGACAGACUCCAGGCUGGCAGCGGGGCCCUGGAGCAGCGGCCCUACAGAAGGGAGUCAGAGAUCUGAGCCAGCCUUGGCCAACAUGCAGCAUCCACCCCCAGCCGGGGAGAGGCCCUGCCAUCGCUCAGGGGCCCCGGGUUUGAGCAGAACGGGCCUGGUGCCCUGGGUUGCAGACUCAGUAGCGUUUUAGUCGUUUUAUGUUUCUUUGCAACAGCCUCAGAAGGUUGGCCGGAGGGGGGCAGCCAGAGCGGCAGCCCCCGGCCUCAGAGGCUAUCGCAGGCUCAGGGCAAAGAAGUGGCCUCCUGGGGGGCCAGGCCACGGGGGCCAGGGCUUCUGCCUGAAGAUGGAGCUGCAGCCUGUGGGGAAGCAGCUCAGCUCAAUGGUGGGCCCAGCCUCUGCUGUCCAAGGCUGUUCGGCUGCGGUGCUCCUUGCUGGUUUUUAACUUGGGGAGAAACACUGGGUUUCAGCUUUCUUGACCUUAGCUUGGGUGAGACUGUUUACAAAAAAAAAAAAUUACCAUGCAAUUGAAAAAAUUUUUUUAAUUCAUAGGGGGCCAAAAGAACAAUUAGAAUUCCAUGGGUCUGCCAGGAUGCAGCAGCUGGCUGGAGGCUCCAGAGGGUUCCCCGAGGUGGGACUGGCCUCUCCCUGUGUGUGUGGGCACUGCAGUGCCCUGGCCAAGCAGGGUGCUCUGGGACCUCACUUCGUCGAGCUCACGAACCAGCUAGGCUCUGUUUGUGAUAGAAAAAUCAAGACCAUGUUAAUGAUCAUAAUAAAAGCUUUCUACUGUCACUGGGGUGGUGGGUGGGGGCUGGGAAGAAACUGGUUUGAGCUUUUGGAGUUUGACUUUGUACCUUAGAGAUGCGUCUCAGGGCCAGGCAUGGGACCUACCAUCCAGGGUUCCUCCCCCGACCCUCGAUUUUCCUGUUUUGCUUCUCUCUCCAUUUCUGUCCAGGCCUCCACCCCUUCCACAGCGAGGGGUGGUUAGGAGCCAUAGGCCGGGAUGGCUCCUUGGAAGGGAAGUCGGGAUCCCAGGCUAGGAGGAAGCUGGCAGCCCCGUCCCCACUGGGCCCACAGUGUGAGUCGUGCCUUAGAGACUCCGGUUGUCCUGUUCUUUCUGGGCUCGCUCGUCUCCCCGACCCUGUCCCACCCCUCCCCGCCCAUACCUCCACUGCUGAAUUUCCUCCAGCCCCUCUGUCUGCCUUGUGAAGGUGGCAGGGGCCAGGUCUGCCUGACAUAGGACCACGUCGUGUCCCUCCCUCACCUGGAGCAGCACAGCAGAGUCCAGGCAGGGUGCAGCCAGGCCCUGGUCAGCGCUGAAUGGCAGAGGAAAGAUCUUAGGAAAGGAGAGGAAUCAUCACCCCCUCCCAUCAACUGGGAUGACUGGGGAGUGCCACGCUCAUUCAAAGCUGAAUCAGAAACCAGCCACGGAACGGAAUUCCUGCCGAGGCUUCCGGGGCCGCUGCUCCACCACCCUCCCCCAGGUCGAGGCACUGUGGCACCCUCAUCAGGAAGAGGUUUGGGGUCUUCUUGUUGUCACCGCUGGCUCUGCCACUCCAUCUUGUUCAUGGUAGAUGGUUGGGUCAGGUCCGUGAUGGAGCCAGGCUCUUCCCAGGACCGUGGAGAAAAUCUGCUCCCUAGUCAGACCUCUCCAGAAGCUGGUAAUUAGAAAAGAUGUGUCUCCUGCUCCAACUCUGCCCCGGAGACAGCUCAGAGCCAGAA
Messenger RNA from Piliocolobus tephrosceles (Ugandan red Colobus), 3007 nucleotides. RefSeq names its product ATP-sensitive inward rectifier potassium channel 12. The transcript has a single exon. Bases 53 to 1354 code for a protein of 433 amino acids. Gene Ontology annotation, molecular function: inward rectifier potassium channel activity. Lineage: Eukaryota; Metazoa; Chordata; Mammalia; Primates; Cercopithecidae. Gene Ontology annotation, cellular component: plasma membrane. Gene Ontology annotation, biological process: regulation of monoatomic ion transmembrane transport; potassium ion import across plasma membrane. The record is from RefSeq and is a predicted model, not a curated record.